AUGGUGUCGCGCAGAACAUCAGCAAGUGCUGAGACCAGCCCCAGAGAAGGCCCCAGCGACGAAGAAGACAUACAUGAACUGGAGAAAAAGCAAAGCCAGGCGAUCGAAGAAGGCCAUGAUGCAGACAUACCAUCCAGUGCUGGCUAUAUCCUCGACGCACGAGGGGAGAGGAAGCGCAAGCUUUCCCUAGCAUCCAGGCGAAGGUCCAUGGCUUCUAAGGAAAGGGUCGACUUAGAAGGAGGAGACAACUCGGUCGAAGACAGUGCGGGCGACGUCGACUCGAAUGAAGUUUGGUGGGAUGGUCCCAAUGACCCUGAGAAUCCGUAUAAUUGGCCAACCUGGAAGAAAAUAUUCAAUUGCGGGCUGGUGAGCGCAAUGACUUUCGUCGCGCCUCUUGGCUCAUCUAUCUUCGCUCCUAGUGUUCCCGAAGUCAUGGCUGAGUUUAAGUCCAACUCGUUGACAAUUGCGUCCUUUGUCGUGUCGGUCUACAUCCUCGGAUUUGCUUUUGGGCCUCUCAUCAUCGCGCCCCUUUCCGAAAUUUACGGACGACUCCCAGUGUAUCACGCCUGCAACCUAGGAUUUGUAGCCUUCGCCGUUGGGUGCGCGCUUGCUCCCUCCCUAAACGCCCUAAUCGUCAUCCGUUUCUUCAGUGGCCUCUUUGGAUGUGCCACUGUCACAAUAGGCGGAGGCUCUAUCGCUGACAUGGUCGCUCAAGAGUAUCGAGGCGCGGCAAUGUCUAUAUACAGUAUAGGGCCCUUGUUUGGGCCAAUCGUUGGCCCGGUUUCUGGAGGUUUCCUCACUCAAGCGGCUGGCUGGCGCUGGACCUUCUGGCUGCUGGCCAUUCUCUCUGGGGUUCUCUCCAUUAUCAUGGUGUUCGCGAUGAGAGAGAGCUACGCUCAUGUUAUAUUAGAGCGCAAAGCUGCCAGGCUACGGAAGGAGACCGGCAAUGGGCUUCUCCACUCCAGGCUCGAUAUUGGUCUGUCUACGGGGGAUUACUUUAAAAGAGGCAUCAUCCGGCCGCUCAAGCUCUUCGUUCGCUCUCCCAUCAUUCUGAUAACAUCAAUCUAUAUGUCGAUAUGUUACGGGUAUCUCUAUCUCAUGUUCACAACGAUGACAACAGUUUUUCAAGAAACAUACGGCUUCAGCACCGGCACAGUCGGGCUGGCCUACCUUGGGCUGGGAGUCGGCAACAUGGUGGGGGUUGGAGUCUCCAGCUUGACAUCAGAUAAAUACCUGAAGAGGAAAGCCGCCCAGGCCCGGGAAGCAUCCAACGAAGAAGGGGCCGAGCUGAAUUUAAAGCCAGAAUACCGACUUCCCCUGUUACCUCUGGGUGCUGCGCUGGUUCCAAUCGGCCUGUUCAUCUAUGGCUGGACUGCCCAAUACCGCGUCCAUUGGAUCGUUCCCAUCAUCUCCCACGUUCCUAUCGGGGUUGGGAACUUACUCAUCUUCUUAGCUAUCCAGAUGUACAUCGUCGACUCUUUCACAGUCUAUGCUGCGUCGGCACUUGCCACCAAUACUGUGGUCCGAUCUAUCGCUGGAGCGUUGCUACCCCUGGCUGGACUGCCAAUGUUCGAAAAGCUAGACAUAGGUUGGGGAAAUAGCUUGCUAGGAUUCAUUGCUAUACUUAUGGUUCCAAUAGCAUUUGGGAUGAUCAAAUGGGGCGAAAAUCUGAGGAACAGAUUCCCGGUUAAGAAUCUUUAA
Clonostachys rhizophaga is the source of this 1701-nucleotide messenger RNA. The record is from the annotation of a GenBank genome assembly. Lineage: Eukaryota; Fungi; Ascomycota; Sordariomycetes; Hypocreales; Bionectriaceae.